This is a messenger RNA of Penicillium paradoxum, 1110 nucleotides long. RefSeq lists its product as uncharacterized. Lineage: Eukaryota; Fungi; Ascomycota; Eurotiomycetes; Eurotiales; Aspergillaceae. The transcript has a single exon. Bases 1 to 1110 code for a protein of 369 amino acids. The record is from RefSeq and is a predicted model, not a curated record.
AUGUCUCAAAGACAAACUAUCCAAUUUGAUACCUCAGAAUCAGGCAAAUCCAACGAUCCAUUCAACGCCGAUGAACUUCAGAACAAAUCGCCCAAAAAGCAAGGCGGUGAUACUCCCUUUGGUUUAUUGGUUCAAAGCUUUACCGCUGCGAAGCUACAGGAGUCUGAGACCGGAACGAUUAACCCUUUCAAGUUGUUUUACGAGGAUGAAAUCACUGGAAAGCCACGGUUUUCUUUUCCUCAAGGGUGCCAUCUGAGCGAAGCAACUAUCAAAGACAUCGGUGAACGGGUCCCAACACAGCCGGUCGUAAUGCAGACAGUGAUUCGUGAAACCCAGGAAACGACGGCGGAAAUUCUGAAAAACACGGAGUUGCAAGGAACUCGGAACGCCUACAUAGGAAACGCUUUUAACGUUCCAGUCCUGCAAACUAAGCUCGUGGAAUUCCCAAGACUGAAGAGCAAGCCCGAGGUCCGGGUCAUAAAAGGAGAUACGUAUGACAUGGCCCUUGAUAUGUAUAAAGCCGAGAACAAAUCAGACCACAUGCCGAUUUGUGUUCUUAACUUUGCCAAUGCCCAGCACCCGGGUGGAGGUUGGCUCCGUGGGGCUCGGGCUCAGGAGGAACAGCUUUUCUACCGAAGCACACUCAGUGGGUGCCUCAACGAGGCGUUCUACCCAUUGGAAGAGUUGGACUGUCUCUAUUCACCUUAUGUGGUCGUUUUCCGAGAGAAUGUCGACAAAUCCUACGAGUUCAUGAAGACACACGGUGUUGUCAGUGUCAUCAGCAUGGCAGCGCAACGCAACCCUCCAUUGACCAAGGAGAAGGACAUGUACAAGAAUAAAGAAGACCAAGAGCUUAUGAAAGCAAAGAUACGCGGUAUUCUGCGCCUGGCUGGACACAACAAUCAUCGCCGUUUGGCCCUCGGUGCCCUUGGUUGCGGUGCCUUUGGCCAUCCCGCUGAGGCAGUGUCCAAUUGCUGGAAAGACGUUCUUCUAGAAGCCGAGUUCAGCGGAUGGUUUGAGCGGAUUCAUUUCAUUAUUCGAGAUGCACCAAACGAGAACAAUUAUGACAUCUUCCUUAAAUCAUUGAACCAUGUAGGCCUCGCCAUGUGA